AUGCUGAGAAGGGAAGCCCAGCAUCCCAAGGUGGAUAUUGAUUUUACUCUCCGGCGCGUGUUUGGAAAGCAAUCCUUCCGUCCACUUCAGCGAGAGGUUAUUUCAGCCGCUAUCGAUGGGCAUGAUGUCUUCUUACAGGCAUCAACUUCCUUCGGGAAGAGCUUGUGCUUCCAGCUACCGGCUGUUGUGAGCAAUGGAGUGACUCUAGUGAUAAGUCCAUUGCUAGCUCUUAUGACUGAUCAGGUCUCCGCGCUUGAAGCAAUUGGCGUUGCGGUUGCCACCAUCAACUCGACUACCGGAUUGCCAGAAAGACGGAAGAUCAUGGACGAUCUGUUCUCUGGCCACCCUAAAACACGUCUCCUCUACGUGACGCCCGAACUCUGUCAGACGGAGGCCUUUCGACGAAAUCUACAAAUUAUCCACUCCCAGGGACAGCUGAUUCGCGUUGCCAUUGAUGAAGCCCACUGUAUUAGCGAAUGGGGCCAUGAUUUCCGUCCCGCGUACAAAGAAUUGUCCUGGUUUAGACUCAUGUUGAAAAAUCCUCCAGUCCCCAUGAGUGCUUUGACUGCAACCGCUACCCCACGCGUGCGGGCAGAUAUUAUCAAAUUGCUAGGUUUCGAUACAGGGACUUUGAAAAUCUUCAAUACGCCUUCCGCCCGGCCGAACAUCCACUACGAGGUACGGUAUCUCACCGACUUCGCUAGUGAUCCUACAAUGCCCGAAGACUUCCAGGUCGACGAUCUUCUCUCCUGGCUAAAGGCCAUCCAGGAUAGGCGCAUCGCCAGGCUUGGCUCAGACGCUGUCUCCCGUCUUCCACCGAUGUCGGGCAUCAUUUAUGUACCGCUCCGUGUCGUCUGCGAUCAGCUAGCGGGUGCGCUAUCAUCGUCCGGGCGAGGUAUCCAAGCAGUGGCCUACCAUGCUGGACUGUCCACUACCGACAGAAAUCGCAUUCAGGCUAUGUGGACUUCAACCAAGCCGCCUCCCACUCCAGUAGACAGAGGAGGAGGAGAAGGAGAGACGGUGCCUACCGCUUUCUCGAUUAUUGUGGCGACGAAUGCCUUCGGGAUGGGAAUCGAUAACCCGCACGUGCGGUUCGUUGUACACUGGAGUCCUCCCCGCAGCUUCGAAGGCUUAGUGCAGGAAUCAGGACGUGCAGGUCGAGACGGCUGCGCCGCCGUAUCUCUUGUUUACUACAACACGCAAGAGCGGGACCGAGUUCUCGAUCGUCUCGGGAGAGACGCGGAGAACUCGAACAACCGUCCGGGGGGCAUCAUGAAUAACAGCAACUCUCGAAAUCGAGAAGAUGCAGCCCGUUUGAAGAAGCAAAACCACAAGGCUCGGCUGGAGAGUUUUCAGAAAGUCAUCCGCUACUGCGAGACCACGAUUCGGUGUAGACACGAGAUGAUCAAAGAGUACUUUGGCGAUUUGGAAUUGGAAAUGAUGGGCUCCCAGGCGGCACCGGUGCCGCAACCCUCAACAACUUUGCGGACCUCUCCUUGCGACUUUGCCUGCGACUUUUGCAAGGAAGGCCGGCAAGCUCUCUCCACACGCAAGAGGAAGAUGGUAGCCGAAAGUGCCGUAGAGGAUUGGAUGGAGCUGAGUAUGGUACCUAUUAUGCGCGCCAUGUUCCCUGCGCAAUUCCGAGGCGCCGGUUCCAUGUACGGUCCCCAGUGCCAAGAGUGUGACUAUUGA
Penicilliopsis zonata CBS 506.65 is the source of this 1692-nucleotide messenger RNA. RefSeq lists its product as hypothetical. Bases 1 to 1692 code for a protein of 563 amino acids. The transcript has 4 exons. Gene Ontology annotation, molecular function: ATP binding; 3'-5' DNA helicase activity; four-way junction helicase activity. The record is from RefSeq and is a predicted model, not a curated record. Lineage: Eukaryota; Fungi; Ascomycota; Eurotiomycetes; Eurotiales; Aspergillaceae. Gene Ontology annotation, cellular component: cytoplasm; chromosome. Gene Ontology annotation, biological process: double-strand break repair via homologous recombination.